UUCCCUUCCCCUCUCCUCCUCACAGCUUCUCCCCGCUCCGAGCGACCUCGCCCGCCUUCGUCCGGUCCACGCGCCUCCUGCGCCCCACCAUGGCCAGGGGCCCGGGCUCCGCGCCGCGGCCGCUGCCGGUGCUGCUGGUGCUGGCGGCGGUGGCCGGUUACGCGGCCUCGCAGACCAACUGCACCUGUGCCACCAACAAGAUGACCAUCUGCGGCCCGGACGGCCCGGGCGGCGCCUGCCAGUGCCGCGCGCUGGGCUCGGGCGUGGUGGUGGACUGUUCCACGCUGACCUCCAAGUGCCUGCUGCUCAAGGCCCGCAUGAGCGCCCCGAAGAGCGGCCGCACGCUGGUGCGCCCCAGCGAGCAGGCGAUCGUGGACAACGACGGCCUCUACGACCCCGAGUGCGACCCCCAGGGCCGCUUCAAGGCGCGCCAGUGUAACCAGACGUCCUCGGUGUGCUGGUGCGUGAACUCGGUGGGCGUGCGCCGCACCGACAAGGGCGACCCGAGCCUGCGCUGCGACGAGGUGGUGCGCACCCACCACAUCCUCAUCGACCUGCGCCACCGCCCCGCCGCGCGCGCCUUCAACCACUCCGACCUGGACGCCGAGCUGCGGCGGCUCUUCCGCGAGCGCUACCGCCUGCACCCCCGGUUCCUGGCGGCCGUGCACUACGAGGAGCCCACCAUCCAGAUCGAGCUGCGCCAGAACGCGUCGCAGAAGGCCCCCGGCGACGUGGACAUCGCCGACGCCGCCUACUACUUCGAGAGGGACGUCAAGGGCGAGUCCUUGUUCCAGGGACGCCGCGGCCUGGAUGUGCGGGUGCGCGGAGAGCCCCUGCACGUGGAGCGAACGCUCAUCUACUACCUGGACGAGAAGCCCCCCGAGUUCUCCAUGAAGCGCCUCACCGCCGGCCUCAUCGCCGUCAUCGCCGUGGUCGUGGUGGCCCUGGUGGCCGGGCUGGUCGUCCUGGUCAUCACCAAUCGUAAGAAGUCCGGGAAGUACAAGAAGGUGGAGAUCAAAGAACUGGGGGAGUUAAGAAAUGAACCGAGCUUGUAGGAACAGGGAAGAGGGGACGGGGGGCGGGAGGGAGUUUGGCAGGAGUGGGGAGAGGGAGACACACCAGAUGUGGGUGACCCCCUCACCCCCUCCCCAGAUCAAAGUGAGUCACUCAUCAUGAUUCCUGACCUAAAAGAGGUGUUCUCCCUUAGGGCCUACCCUCUCCUACCAUCUCCAGGCGCAACACAUUUGCUGAGAUCCUGGAUUCAGGGUCUCUUCUUUCAUCUUUCUUGAAGGAAGCAUUUCUAAAAGCACCCUGCCUUCCUUUGGGCCCAACUAGAAAUCUAAGUAGGGAAGGGACGGCCCAGUCUUAAUGGGUCAGGAGCAAGUGUCUCAGACCCAGAGUCUUUUGCCAGUGGCUGGACUCCAAUCCAUCUCAAAGGCUCACAGGAGUUCGGCUGGAAAGCAGUGUGUCUGCUUCCUUGGGUUUAAAUCAUCAGAGGAGUUCUCCUCCAUCUGACCUUCCCCAGAGAAGAGGACUUUGCUAAUUGUACCUGUGUCGUGUCCUCAUUCACCAUGGUUUAUAUUACUGACCACGUCUGCUGGCCACCAGGAAAGAAGCUGGUUUCUGAUGCCAGAACACAUUUUUCCAUGUCUUUUGUUGGAGGCCACACUGGCCCAGAAACAUGUAAUCAUUCCUUGGCUUAUCUUUAGUACAAUUGAAAUUAAUAAUGUUUUCUUUUUGUAAAAAUGUGUGUGUGUGUGUGUGUGUAUAUGCUGUGUUUGAUAAC
Dipodomys ordii (Ord's kangaroo rat) is the source of this 1786-nucleotide messenger RNA. It is a transcript of the gene Tacstd2, whose product is annotated as tumor-associated calcium signal transducer 2. Gene Ontology annotation, biological process: positive regulation of stem cell differentiation. NCBI's taxonomy places the organism in Eukaryota, Metazoa, Chordata, Mammalia, Rodentia, Heteromyidae. Bases 90 to 1055 code for a protein of 321 amino acids. The transcript has a single exon. The record is from RefSeq and is a predicted model, not a curated record. Gene Ontology annotation, cellular component: nucleus; membrane.